GUGGAGCCCGGGGUUUGGGGAACCGGGGAGGGACGGGUUCCUCAGCGGAGGCGGCAGCACCCCGUUAACCCUCCGUGGGGACGAGGAGGCCGUGUGGGAGUUGCGUAGGGUCAUGGUCAGCUCCAUAGCGGGACCGGAACGCUCCUACGCGGCUUCGUUUCCCGCCCCCCCCACCCCCUCACCCCGGGCCGUGACGGAGUGAGGGACCAAGAUGGCGGCGCCCAGCGCCGGGGAGGCGGGGGGAGCCCGUGGAAGGCCGCCCGCCGUCACCCCUCAGCAGAUCCGUGACCUCAUCGACGGUGGCAUCGCCUCUGAGGGUGCCGGCCCCGACGGGAAGGACGUAUCUGACUGGUCAGAAUCAGCUAAUGGAUCUUUGCAAAUGGAUGCUCUCUCCUUGGAGUCCGCCAGCAAGGAAGCCUAUUUCAGCAGAGUAGAAACAUUCACCCCGCUGAAGUGGGCUGGCAAACCCCGCGAGCUGUCUCCCCUGGUUUGCGCCAAGUACGGCUGGACCAACGUGGAGUGUGACAUGCUGAAGUGCUCCAGCUGCCAGGCCUUCCUCUGUGUGAACCUGCAGCUUGCGUUUGACUUCAACAAGUAUAAGGAGCGCUGCAUAGAGCUGAAGAAGGCCUUGUGCACUGCUCAUGAGAAGUUCUGCUUCUGGCCGGACAGCCCCUGCCCAGAUCGCUUUGCCAUGUUACUGGUGGAUGAGCCCAGAGCCCUUCUCCAGGACUUCCUGGACCGCUUUCAGAGCUUAUGUCAGCUGGAGCUGCAGCUGCCCUCCCUCAGACCAGAAGACAUGAAAAACAUGUCCCUGACAGAGGAGAAGAUCAGUCUGCUCCUCCAGCUGAUUGGGGAGGAACUAGAGCACAAAACAGAGGGAGAGAAACCACCGUUGAAGUUUGCCACGGAAAUCCUGCAAGUGCAUGUUCCUGCCUGCAUCCUGGCUCUGUGUGGCUGGACUUGCAGUGCUGCGUCUGGCUCUGUGCACCUCUCGGUCAUCACCUGCUCCCGCUGCAUGAGGAAGGUGGGACUGUGGGGCUUUCACCAGCUGGAGUCUGCGGGGCCAGAGCUGGACUCCUGCAGCCCGAGCAGUGUAUCACCGGCACCUGCCGAGCGCUUCCCGCUCGUGCCCACGUCUCCACGCAGGAUGCUUACGCGGAGCCAAGACACGCUCUCUCCGGGCUCUGAGCAGCAUGAGAAGAGCCUGUCCCCAGCAAUCUCUCGCCCGCGGGGUUGGGACUCUCCCAUCCCCAUGGACCGGAGUGAGUUGGAGGUGGCCAGCCCCACUCUGAGGAGCCGCCCUGUCACCCGCAGCAUGGGCCAGGGGGAAAACAUGGAGGUGCCAUCCAGUCCUCUUCGCAGAGCCAAGCGGACACGGCUCUGCUCUUCCAGCAGCUCGGACACUUCUUUGAGGAGCUUCUUUGACCCCAGCUCUCAGCAUCGCGACUGGUGUCCCUGGGUCAACACAGUGGAGGGAGGGGAAGCCCUGGAAGAUACCGCGACCCAGACGGAGAAGGAGCCUGCAAAGGCAGAGCCAGGCUGGCGAGUGGUACUGAACACACUCCUCGCCACCAGAAAGUGUGACAGAGUGCCUGAGACGGAGCCUGUGAGUCUCUCGGUGAAGUCCUGCAAGGUGUUCCGCAUUUUCCGGCAAUGGGAGAGCAUGAAUUCCUCCUGAACGGGCCAUUGCCUCUGGGAACUGGGCAUCGUAUCAGUCCGGCAGAGAUCCGCUUUGCAGUUGCUCCCACGGCAGCUCCGUGCCCCGGGGAGGAGAUGCCAAGGAGGCUCCAUGCCAAACGCAGCCCCCAGCAGCCGCUGGGACCCCCUCCUCCCUGACUGCCUUCCUUGAAGCCCCCUGCCUUCACAAAUUGCUGCUGUAGCCCUUGGCCUCAAGGGCUUUGACAGCCCCGUCUGGAGCUGGGACAUGCCGUGGGCACGUGGGGUGAACAAGGAGACGUGGUCGCCUCGCAAGGGUGACUGUCUUGUCCAGCUGUGACCUGCCACCAGCAGCACAGGGAAUUGUCGCCAGGUGGGAAUAAACAUUUCACUUUUU
Molecule: messenger RNA, 2053 nt
Organism: Harpia harpyja (harpy eagle)
Lineage: Eukaryota; Metazoa; Chordata; Aves; Accipitriformes; Accipitridae
Gene: ZC3HC1
Product: zinc finger C3HC-type containing 1
Exons: 10
Coding region: 212-1678 (488 amino acids)
Cellular component (GO): nucleus
Molecular function (GO): zinc ion binding
Source: RefSeq, a predicted model, not a curated record